Molecule: messenger RNA, 552 nt
Organism: Hydatigera taeniaeformis
Lineage: Eukaryota; Metazoa; Platyhelminthes; Cestoda; Cyclophyllidea; Taeniidae
Source: the annotation of a GenBank genome assembly
AUGGAGGAGAAAACGGCGCUGACACACGAGUUUUACAAAGCUGCAAAAGGUGUCUCCAUAUAUGUGAGCUUCUCCACUGAGCCGGACACGAGCAAACUAAUUCUUGCCGCUCUGGAGGAGGGCAAAGUUGUGGUCGUGCCUCAAAUCAUUACUGAGAAGCGAGGACGCAACUAUGAAUUGAGCACUCGUUUGGGACUUAUGCGCAUGCGACGACUGUAUAAUCUGGAUCAAAUCCUUUCCUGGCCCCCCAACAAAUUCGGCGUUAGGGAACCCCCUCAACCUUUGCAUGAUGUAGACCAAGACGAUGCUAUCACUCACUUCGUGGAUCUGUUCGUUGUGCCCGGUCUGGCAUUCACCAUGAGGGGCGAACGGUUGGGACGUGGAAAGGGCUUCUACGACCGCUAUUUAACCGGAAUGCGGAAGUUUUACUUAGAGGCACACCCUAAUCGACCACCCCCUUACACCAUGGCGUUAGCAUUCCCCGAGCAGAUCGUGGAUAGGAUUUGCGUAGAAGAACAUGAUUUUAUUAUUGAUGCGGUUGUUUCUAUCUAA